Messenger RNA from Ogataea haglerorum, 3231 nucleotides. RefSeq lists its product as uncharacterized. The record is from RefSeq and is a predicted model, not a curated record. The transcript has a single exon. Lineage: Eukaryota; Fungi; Ascomycota; Pichiomycetes; Pichiales; Pichiaceae. Gene Ontology annotation, molecular function: histidine phosphotransfer kinase activity; phosphorelay sensor kinase activity. Gene Ontology annotation, biological process: protein autophosphorylation; phosphorelay signal transduction system. Bases 1 to 3231 code for a protein of 1076 amino acids.
AUGCGAUGGCACAGGAUCCGGGUCUCCAUCCGGACGCAGCUGAUAGCACUCGUGCUGUUCGUAGCGCUGUUUUCGCUGUUUGUGCUGGCCAUCGUGGCCGGCAUCUACUUCACGUGGGUCUUUAGCGGGGCGAGGGUCGAAAAACUGCAGGUUGUGGCAGAGCUCAAGGCUUCGCAAAUAAAACAAAGUUUCACGUUUUUCUACUACCAGAUCUACUUUUUGAGCAAGCGGGACACGCUCGAGGACGCGCUGAGCUACCGCAAGGCGGGAAACACGUCUUACUCCGUCACCGCAGACGCCGUCAAGAUAAUUGAACAAACACUCGACUCGUCUGCCUCGCUGAACGCCGCGCGGCUCUACGACGUCAACCUGUCGCUGAUCGCGAACGUGUCGAACCGCGAGGCGGCCGCCAAAAUCGCCGCAGACUCGCUCGAACGCCUGUACGUUCUGGGCCACAACGACUCUGCCGAGGUGACCGAUCAGCUGACCGAACGGCUCGGCUACGUUGCCGGGCCCAUAUACUACAACACCUCAUAUUUCAUAUCUCUGACGCUGCCCGUGUACUCGAACUCGUCUGUGCUGCUCUCGACGCCCAACUUGAGCGGCUACAUCUCCGUCAUCGUCAACGUGGACUCGGUCAAGGACGUCAUAAACGGCGCGUCGACCGACGACUACGCUGGCAUCUAUCUUUUGAAAGCGCUCAACACCACCGCCAAAGCAACGCCCCCCGACAAGUACUCGUACGUGUUCGAGCCCCGCGACAGCGAGUACAACAUCUCGUCCUAUCCGCCUGCCGAGGCCGUCUUCAUCCACAACAAGGACAUCGGCUACGCCGACUUGCGGAACCCAUUUGGAGAGCGGGUUUCCGUCGGAUACGCCAAGGUGGAUCUCACGUACGCCAACUGGAUGAUCUCUGUGGAGCAGAGCCACGGCAAGUUCAUGGAGCCGACCUAUCGGCUGACCAAACUGCUUGUGGGUGUGUGCAUCGGGAUUGCCGCGUUUCUGUGUUUCGUGACGUUCCCGCUUGCGCAUUACGGCGUGCGGCCAAUUCUGAAGCUGCAGAAGGCCACCGAGCAGGUCACGGAGGGCCGUGGGCUGCGCACGCAAAAGCGGCGCAAGAGAAACGGAGCCAUUUUCAGCUUUGACCGCGGAGACAGCACCCGGCGCGCAAACAAUCAGAGCACGGACGACUUGCCGCCGCUGCCGCCGGGGCCGGCAGGCAGCCAGUUCGCGAAGGGUAGCAGGCACGGCCCGCUCGGCAGGCUGCGACGACUGAUGGUCCCGAAAAGCGUCAGCGACACAGAUCACGUGAAAACGGAGUCGAGCAACACGAGCGACGAGAAGCUGUUUGGGCGCGAGCUCGACGACGAGCAGCGCGACACCACGGGCCGCGCCGUGCCAAGCCGGCAGUCUCACGAGAGCUUCCCCGACUGGGCCGCCAGCGGGCGCGUGCCGACGCCGGCGAUCGUGCAGGGCAAGGGCCUCUUCUACGACGAGCUGAGCGAGCUCACGGAGGCGUUCAACGCGAUGACCGAGGAGCUGGACCUGCAGUACGCACAUCUCGAGGACCGUGUGCGGGCUCGGACCAAGGAGCUGGAGGUGGCCAAGACCCAGGCCGACGCGGCGCGGCAGCAGGCGGAGGCGGCGAACGAGGCCAAGACGGUGUUCAUCGCCAACAUCUCGCACGAGCUGCGCACGCCGCUCAACGGCAUCCUCGGCAUGACGUCGGUGGCCAUGGCCGAGACCGACGUCGACCGCAUCCACUCGUCGCUGGAGCUCAUUUUCCGCAGCGGCGAGCUCCUGCUGCACAUCCUUACACAGCUUCUGACGUUCAGCAAGAACCAGCUGCAGCGGUCGAAGCUGCAGAAGCGCACGUUCCAGAUCUCGGAGCUCGCGUCGCAGACAGAGUCCAUUUUCGGCAAGACCGCGCUCGACCAGAAGGUGAGGCUCGAGCUGGCCGUGAAGCCGUCUGUUCUGCGCCACAUGGUGCUGUUUGCCGACUCCAACCGCCUCAUGCAGGUGAUCAUGAACCUCGUGAGCAACUCGCUCAAGUUCACGCCCGAGGAGGGCGUCGUGACGAUCUCGAUGCGCAUUCUGGGCGAGUACGACGCGCAGCGGUCGCGCGAGGCCAACUACGCGAGCGUCUUCAUCAAGAACAACCCGGCGUACUCGUCUGCUGCGCCCGCCGGCUCGGACGCCGCGAGCGUCGACACCAUGGCGUCAGGCAGCUACAGCAGCGUGCUGGCCGCGUCGUACAACCACGGCACCGAGCUGCGCGCCAGCGUCGACUCGCUCACGUCCGGACUCGACGACGGUGGGUACCUGGAUAGCCAGAAGGAGAGAAAAAUGUACACCAAGUUCAGCAAACCGAUCAAAUGGGUGUUCGAGCUGACCAUCACCGACACCGGGCCGGGCAUCGACGAGUCGCUGCACGACAAGAUCUUCGAGGCUUUCGUGCAGGGCGACCAGACUCUGUCGCGGUCGUACGGGGGCACCGGUCUGGGGCUGUCGAUCUGCAAGCAGUUCGCGCAGAUGAUGCACGGAACGCUGACGUUGCGGUCGAAGGUGGGCGAAGGCUCGUCGUUCACGUUCACGAUUCCUGUUCCGCAGGUUGGCGAGUGCCCGUACGAGGAGCCGGCGCCGAAACGGGUCAGCUUCGCGAACGGGGCGACGUCGGUGCCCGAGAUGCCGACGGUAGAGUCGGCGUACAUGGGCAAGCCGGAUCUGAUCACGAGAGCGUCGACGGGCACGGCGCAGUCCCACAGAAAAUCGUCCAACAGCUCGAACGUGUCCAGCGCGGCGUCGUCGAGCAGCACGAGUCCAAUCAAGGUGCUCAUUGCCGAGGACAACCUCGUCAACCAGGAGGUGAUCAAGCGGAUGCUGAAGCUGGAGGGCAUCUCCGACGUGACCAUGGCGUGCGACGGGAUCGAGGCGAGCGAGUUCAUGACGGAGGCCGUCGAGAACAACAAGACGUACGACCUGGUGUUCAUGGACGUGCAGAUGCCCAACAUGGACGGUCUUUCCGCGACGAAGUACUUCCGCGAGGAGCUCCGGUACACGGGGCCGAUCGUCGCGCUGACGGCGUUUGCCGACCAGAGCAACAAGGACGACUGCCUGAAGGUGGGCAUGUCGGGCUUUCUGUCGAAGCCGAUCAGCAGAGCCUUGCUGCGGCGCAUUCUGCACGACUUCUGUCCUCAGCUGUGUGCGAGCACAGAAAAUCAUAGAGUUUAA